UUUGUCAUCUUUUUUUUUAAAUGAGAAAGUAGUUUUAGGAGGAAGAAAAAAGAAGUAAUAGAAUGGAGGGAGUAUUAAAUCUAUGCACUGCAAUCCAACCAAACUAGAAGACCAAAGUCCUAAUUUUUUAGGUUUGAAUUAUAAUUUUAUUUUAUUUUGUUGAACGAAGGGCCUAAAAACCAAACCCUUAAAACUGAAUUGUAUUCACGAAGAAGACCAACGAUUUCUAAUUGAAGAUGAUCUAAAGGGAAAAUGGGAGCAAAGGAAAUGGAGGCUAGAAAGGGAAUGCUGAUGGAAGGGAUAGCGUCCAUCGCACUUUUAUCCAGUGGAUCCAUCUCUGGACACUUUAUCCAGCUUCCAGAGUCUAUCUGCUAUGGCCUUCACGGCACCGAGUUGGCUUGUGAAAGGGAGUGCAGUAGAGGGGAGGAUUAUCGCUUGAUCAAACUUACGGUCACAGACUUUAAAACUAUGAGAGAACGGGAUGUUAUAGUGGAAUGCAAAGGACAUGAUGCUGCUAGGCUAAAUAAUAUUGAGCAUGCUCAUGGGUGGGAAAAUGAUGUUAUGAAUUUGCUUGAAGAGAAAUGCCGAAAGGGAAACAUUUUUGUUUCUUUUGAGUGUGAGACACUAAAAGCUGACAAAGAAGCAGAGGAUCAUAUCAGCAAGUGCAUGCCCAAAUUAGUAGGGAUGGAGGCUGUUGGUGGGUAAGACGAAGUGAUGGCUCGCGUAUGGUGUGACAAGUGUGUACCACUACAAUCGAAAGUGAACAUUGGCAAGAUGAAAAUCUCUGGCUUAGAUUUUGAAGAUGAAACUGAAUGAAAGCGUUUACGGCAAAAUGUUAUUGGAUCUGUUGAUUCUUCAUCUCAUCCGACUGUAAAUUAUUCCUCAGUUGCACUGCCGUUUCUAGCUCAUGAAAGCGUUUAAUUCGAUGUCAUCUUAUCCUCAUUGUCCAUUUCAAAUCAACAAAUUAAAAAAAAUGCAGUGUUUGU
Molecule: messenger RNA, 986 nt
Organism: Cuscuta campestris
Lineage: Eukaryota; Viridiplantae; Streptophyta; Magnoliopsida; Solanales; Convolvulaceae
Source: the annotation of a GenBank genome assembly